AGCAGGUGGGGGAGCAAAAAAAAAAAAAAGAGUGAAAGUGAAGCAAUUCCGACAGCGAGCAUGACGGACGCCGAGGCGCAGAGCGCCCCAGCAGCGGCCCCCCGGGAGGAGGAGCAGGAGGAGGAGAAGCCGGAGAGGAAAGUCAUAGCCACCUUGGUCCAAGGCACAGUGAAGUGGUUCAAUGUGCGUAAUGGAUAUGGCUUCAUAAACAGAAAUGAUACCAAAGAAGACGUGUUUGUUCAUCAGACCGCAAUCAAAAAGAACAAUCCGAGGAAGUUCCUUCGCAGCGUUGGCGACGGGGAGGUGGUAGAGUUCGAUGUGAUUGAAGCCGCCAAGGGCUCCGAAGCAGCCAACGUAACUGGUCCGGGCGGCGUUCCGGUCAAAGGCAGCCGCUACGCGCCCAACAAACGCCGCUUCCGUCGGCGAUUUUUCCCGCGCAGCCCAAGGCCCGGCGAGGAGGGCAAGCCGGCCGACGGCCAGUCGUCCGCGGCUGAGGGCGAGGGAUCGGGAGAGAACGACGCCGUGAGACCUCAGCAGCAGCAACCGCAGCGCCGCCGCAGGCCCCGGAGACCACGGCAGGACGCACAAGAUGGGGAGGCCGGAGAGCCGAAUGACGGCGCGGCGGAGGGCGACCAGACGCAGCGACCGCCGCAGCACAGGUUCUGGCGGCCGUACCGCAGACCUUUCCGUCCGCGCCCGCCUCCCGAUCCGGCUGCGGACGGCCUGCAGCCUGCAGGAGGCCUGCAAGCGGCCAACAGCGAGCAGGCCCCCGCUGCCGCCCAUCAGGAUGCCGACAGCAAGCAGCAGACAACGACGACGACCGGCGGCGGCGAGCGGGCCGUUCCGGAAGAGGUCCAGGAGCAAGGGGAUGUGAGGCAGUCGGAGGCCUCCGAGGGCCCCCAGACCAACGGGGAAGCACCAGAGGGCCAGAAACAACAGCGCCGCCAGUCCAGACGGCGCAGGCAAAGGAACUCUGAGUCCUCAACAUCAAAAAACGAUGCAGAGAAGUCUGCAUCAGAGCCUGGUACCCCCCCUCAGAGCUCCAAACCAGGCGACUUUAAUUCCACAUCAAAAUCUCCAAAGGGCUCUCCCAAAACCUCCCCCGAAACACAGAAAACCCCUGAGCAGCCCGCUGACACGACAGUCGCAGCACCAACGGAGUGACUCCGGCGAGAGGACAGUCUCGUGACCCUUGUUUCGAGGGUUGGAGGACUGGACCCGUUUCAGAAGGCAUGCACUGCUCUCCCCUCUGCACUUCUCCGGCCCCCUCCCAGUCUCUCCCCUCUGGCCUCCUCCCCUCUAGACUCGGAGAGGGCGGAGUAAGGGAAGAAGGGGGAUGCAUGUGGCCGCAUAUUUAGAAAUUGAAAGUACAUCUUUAAAAAGACAAAAGGGACAGAAUGGACAAUCUGCUUGGCAGCCGGGUCAUUCCAGCCCCCCUUUGAAACAAUAUUUUCUUUAAUAUCCUGGAUGGGACACAUCAAGUAAUUUAUAGAGGAACCAGCCUUGAUUUUUAUUUAACUUUUUAAAAUUUGGUUGAAGGGGGGGAACCAAGCAGGUGUGAGGUUGGUGGUGCAUUAUGGGAGUCAGUUUAGUUCUUUUACCACCUCAAUCGAUUCUUGAGACGUACUACUCCCUUCAUCUCCUCAGUUGAGGAAUGUUUGAAAAGAAACUUUAUUUUUCUGUUUUAAUUAUUUGUGUUUGUUUUUUGUUUUUUUUCUUCCGAGGGGAUUAUGUGCAAUGUCGGUAGUAAAAAGGCAAAUGAAUAAAUCCUGUUUGCAAAU
Gasterosteus aculeatus aculeatus (three-spined stickleback) is the source of this 1781-nucleotide messenger RNA. RefSeq names its product Y-box-binding protein 2-A. NCBI's taxonomy places the organism in Eukaryota, Metazoa, Chordata, Actinopteri, Perciformes, Gasterosteidae. The record is from RefSeq and is a predicted model, not a curated record. Gene Ontology annotation, molecular function: nucleic acid binding.